GUACGCGCUUCUCCUUCCACGCGCCAUCGCUGGUCCUUUUUAUUCAUUCCCCUCCCCUCUUUUUUUCUCGUAUUCUUCUUUUUCUUCCAUUCAAUUUAAUUGGCCUCCCCUGAAUUAACAUACCAACCCCUCUCUCCUUCUCUUUCCCCCAGUUCAAUUCAUCGCUUCCCCUCUCUCUCUCUCUCUCUCUCUCAAAUCAAAUCAAAUCAAAUCAAAUCAAAUCAAAUGGAAAAAUCACCGGAUCACCGUCCAUCCCUCUUCUCCCCCUAUCAGAUGGGCCGAAGUAACCUCUGCUGCAGGGUGGUGUUGGCGCCGAUGACGCGGUGCCGCGCGCUGGACGGGAUCCCGCGGGACGCCAACGUGGAGCACUACGCGCAGCGCGCGACCGAGGGGGGCCUCCUCAUCACCGAGGGCACCUUAAUCUCGCCCACCGCCGCGGGGUUUCCUCAUUGCCCUGGGAUUUACACGAGAGAGCAGAUAGAGGCGUGGAAGAAGGUGGUGGACGCCGUCCAUGCCAAGGGAAGCAUCAUCUUUUGCCAAUUAUGGCAUGUCGGCCGGGCUUCUAAUCCUGUGUACCAACCUGAGGGUGCCGCUCCGAUAUCGUCGACGGAUAAACCGAUAUCGGGGAGGUGGAAAAUAUUAAUGCCUGACGGUUCCUACGGCAAGUACCCGAAGCCCAGAAGGCUUGCAACUGCAGAGAUUCCAGAGAUAGUCCAACAAUACUGUCAAGCUGCGCUAAACGCGAUCGAAGCAGGUUUCGACGGGAUCGAGAUCCACGGAGCCCACGGCUACUUGAUCGACCAGUUUCUGAAGGACGGGAUCAACGACCGGUCCGAUUCGUACGGCGGUUCGCUCCCGAACCGGCUCCGGCUCCUCGACGAGGUGACCCGGGCCGUGUGCGCGGCGGUUGGGCCGGACCGGCUCGGGGUGCGCGUCUCCCCGGCGAUCGACCACCUCGACGCCUACGCCUCCGACCCGGCCCGCCUCGGCCGGGCCGUCGUGGACCGGCUCAACGCGGUCCAGCGCGACUUGGGCCGGCGCCUCGCGUACCUCCACGUCACCCAGCCGCGGUACACCGCGUACGGCCAAACCGAGUCCGGGCCCCACGGGAGCGCGGAGGAGGAGGGCCGUUUGAUGCGGGCGUGGAGGGACGGAUACGAUGGGACGUUCAUAUGCAGCGGGGGUUUCACACGGGAGCUCGGUGUGGAAGCGGUCGAGUGCGGGGACGCCGAUUUGGUCUCCUACGGUCGGCUUUUUAUCGCCAACCCGGACCUCGUCGACCGGUUCAGGGCGAACGCUGGUUUGAACCGGUACAAGAGGGCCACAUUUUACACGCACGACCCUGUGGUGGGUUACACGGAUUAUCCCUUCUUGGGUGGUGCCUCUCCACCUCCUCGCCCACGCCUGUAAUUUUGUGGGGUUUAGUUUUAUGGAAUAAAUUUGUUCUAGUAAGGCAUGUUAUUGUAACGGUUAUUAUAAACAUUAGUGUGAUAUUGGAUGUAAUUUUUUAAAAUUAUGACGUGUGCAAGUUAUGUAAUGUGACUAUGUGAGAGGCUUUUCAUUUUAUGAACUUAUUAAAAUUUUUAUGAUGGGCAUUUUUCCUGCAA
This is a messenger RNA of Ananas comosus (pineapple), 1607 nucleotides long. RefSeq names its product 12-oxophytodienoate reductase 7. The record is from RefSeq and is a predicted model, not a curated record. Gene Ontology annotation, cellular component: peroxisome. The coding region runs from base 226 to 1410 and encodes 394 amino acids. The transcript has 5 exons. Gene Ontology annotation, biological process: jasmonic acid biosynthetic process; oxylipin biosynthetic process. Gene Ontology annotation, molecular function: oxidoreductase activity; FMN binding. Lineage: Eukaryota; Viridiplantae; Streptophyta; Magnoliopsida; Poales; Bromeliaceae.